UCGUACGCCGUCGAUAUCUUGCUUGUGUUGCACCCGCGUGUUCGUCGCUUCGUUUAUGUUCCAGUGUUGUAUAAAUAGAACUUUCAUAGUUGGAGAACGUGAGCUCAACGUCCAGAUUUAGCUAUUUUGAAAGAGAACUCGUGCUAUUAAUAAACGUGAUGUGAACAGUGUUCGCUCGAUUCAACAGCUUCGUGCUCUCAGUGGUGCGAGAUCUAUAGCGUUUUGUAAACGCAGUGUAUUUAAUUCAAAAUGGGUGAAAUAUCAGAGCCAAUAAAAAAAUGCAUACUCAUACUAAAAGCUGCUCAAAGCGAUACCGAAAAAUUCGCAGCCCUCUUUAUGGUAACAAAACUCGUUAAAGGAAAGGACUGCAAUGCGGCGGCGAAGAAAGCCUUAUUUGAAGCAAUAGGAUUUAAAUUCCUGAAGAAACUCCUGACUGGUGCAAACGCUCAAGAUGAUUGCCCUCCCUCUGUUUACAAAUCAGUUGCACUCUCAAUACUUACAUGUUUUUGCAAUGAACCAGAACUUGCAACUCAUCCUGAAAUGCUUGCAAAUAUACCAGUUUUCCUUGAUAUAGUUCAAACAUCUGACAAUGAAGACUAUGAUGAUAACCUCAUCAUCAUCAGUGAAGCCUAUACCUGCCUACAAUGUAUUGCUGAACAAGAAGCUGGACAAAAAGCUCUUAUUGAAGUUGGUGCCAUUACUAAAAUGUCUGAAAUUUAUUCCCACCAAAGUUUUCAGACUGAUGAAGCAUUGAACAUUUUAGUGAAAUUGGUAAGUCGCUAUGGCCCUACAGCAUGGGGCAAUGACCCAAAACCUUUUCAUGCACUGGUCAAUAAAAUUGCAUUGGAUUUUGCAACAGACCAGUCUGAGCGUAAAUUUGAGCUAGCUACUAUAUUAAGUGCCCUUCUAUAUAGUUGCAAUAAAAACACUAUCCUACCAGGAGCAUCUGAUGAAACUUGGCCUCAAAGUAUUUACAGAGCACUUCAUGAUAUUCUUACCAGCAAAAUAGGAAAAAACCAAAGAGAUCCUGCUUUGAAAUUGGCUGCCAAUAUAAUAGAUCUAUUAGGUAUUGAAUGGACAUUUAAUGAUGAAGAGAACCCAAAGAAAUUCUUCUUAUUGCUUUUACAAUUAUGUGCCAUUGAAAUCAGAAUGCAACUAGAGGACAGGAGUUUCAAACAAGCUUUUGCUAAUGGUGACUUGGUUACUGCAUGUUUUAUUGUACUAGAGUCCUCUAUCAACUAUAUGGCCACAGAUCAACUGGAUUUAGAACAAAAAGAAAAGCAAUCUGUAUAUACAAGUCUAAAGGGUGCUUUUAAUGCUGUUGUCUCCUUACUAACAAAAGUUUCAAAUGAUAAAAACAGAGAUAAACUCCCUGAUGCAGAGAAAGUAUUUGUGUGUGCAAUGGUAAGAGUGUUAGUUGCUUGGCUAGCCCAAGAAACUACAGCAAUGAGGGACCAAGUGUAUAACUUACUACCAUUUAUGUUUUCCCUGGCCAAUGACUCCUUCCAUGCUUAUAGAUCAAGAAAACUAGCUGAGAAAAAUAAGUCUGAAGGAGAACCAAUGGACACUGAUACAACUUUAAUGGGACAAAUUGACUUGCUAAGGUUGAUGUUACCUGCCCUUUGCCAUCUUGUUGUAGAAGAUAAAGCUAGAGACAUUGCUUUAAACUUGAAACAAGAAGACAUUUUGUAUGAAGCAAUGAGCUUCCACUGGUCCAUUGUGCAUUAUAAAAAGCCCCCCAUUCCAAAAUCAGAGAGGGGAAAGGCCAGAACUCAACCAGAACCAGAAUUAGAUCCAAAAGUUUUAGAAGACAUGAAGGACUCAAGAGCAGCUAUGGUUAGCCUUUGUAAUAUAUUCAUGAACCUCACAGUGUUAGCUCCAAAAGUAGUUGAAAACAGUCUUUUAUUUAACACUCUGCUCAAAUUUAUAUUCAAUAACCUCCCAGAAUUGAAAAAUGUACCUGAGAAUCUAGUAUUACAUGGACAUCUUGCUGUCUUAGGAUUGUUAUUACUCAAGCAACAAGCCAAUAAAGUUAAGAAGAAUGACUUCUCAAUUUGUAGAUACAUUCAGUCAACUAUACGGUUCCUAUGGGAUGCGUAUAUGGUUGAUGAGUCUAAUGACCCCAGUACUCUUGUUGUAUCCAUGACCUACAAAGAAAAUUGGAAUGAAAUAGCAGAUCUCUGGUUUUUGGGCAUGCAAACAUUGAGUGGUGUUUUGACAAUUGUUCCAUGGAUCUCUGAAUUUGCAAUUGAAAGUGGGUGGGCAGAGGGUAUUGCCGAGAUGUUAGCUAAAGUAAAAGUAGGCACGCUAGCUCCUAAUAUUAAAUCAGCAUUUGAAGAUUUCCUGUGCAGAUUAGUUGACUCAAAUGAAGAUGCCAAAAAGGUAUUAAAGAAAGGUGGUGCAUUAAAAAUGUGCAGAAGCCACAGAAUGAUGGAUCUAGGCAAAAAGUUAUUUGGUGAUUAAGAGUUGUUCAUAACUAAAUAUAGCUUUUAAUAUGUGUGCUAUUAAUACUUUUCAACAAUGGUAUGUAAGACUAUUGUAAAUAAUGUUUUUGGAAAUUAAAACUAUUUUCAAAUGUUAAACGCAUUGAUGUUUUUUCAAAUAAAUAAUUAAAAGCAA
Molecule: messenger RNA, 2619 nt
Organism: Colias croceus (clouded yellow)
Lineage: Eukaryota; Metazoa; Arthropoda; Insecta; Lepidoptera; Pieridae
Gene: Neurochondrin
Product: neurochondrin homolog
Exons: 1
Coding region: 250-2463 (737 amino acids)
Biological process (GO): neuron projection development; regulation of neuronal synaptic plasticity
Cellular component (GO): dendrite
Source: RefSeq, a predicted model, not a curated record